This is a messenger RNA of Uncinocarpus reesii 1704, 1086 nucleotides long. RefSeq lists its product as uncharacterized. Gene Ontology annotation, molecular function: ATP hydrolysis activity; ATP binding. The transcript is spliced from 3 exons. The record is from RefSeq and is a predicted model, not a curated record. Lineage: Eukaryota; Fungi; Ascomycota; Eurotiomycetes; Onygenales; Onygenaceae. The coding region runs from base 1 to 1086 and encodes 361 amino acids. Gene Ontology annotation, biological process: vacuole organization; endosomal transport.
AUGAGCAAUACCGACUUUCUUGGCCGUGCCAUUGACACGGUCAGGAAAGCUAUUGAGCACGACAAUGCGGGGGAGUACGAGAAGGCCUACCAAACAUACUAUUCCGCCCUUGAGCUCUUCAUGCUUGCGCUUAAAUGGGAGAAGAACCCCAAGUCGAAGGAGAUGAUCCGUGCCAAAACCGGAGAGUAUAUGGAGAGAGCGGAAAAACUGAAAAACCAUCUCGCGGGGAGUGAUAAUAGGAAGAAACCGAGUGCGGUGGGCGCAAACGGAAAGGUGGCGCAUGGAAGUGGGAAGGGAGGGAAGGACGACGAGGAUGACGAUGCCGACACGAAGAAAUUACGGGGUGCGCUUGCGGGUGCUAUACUGUCGGAGAAGCCCAACGUAAAAUGGGAUGAUGUUGCCGGUUUAGACGCGGCAAAAGAGGCCCUCAAGGAGGCGGUUAUUUUGCCUAUUAAGUUUCCGAAUCUUUUUACUGGAAGACGGCAGCCCUGGAAGGGGAUUUUACUCUAUGGUCCUCCAGGGACCGGCAAGUCAUAUCUGGCGAAGGCUGUGGCAACUGAGGCAAACAGCACAUUUUUCAGUGUGAGCAGUAGUGAUCUCGUCUCAAAAUGGAUGGGUGAGAGUGAGAGACUUGUUAAACAAUUAUUCAACAUGGCGAGAGAAAAUAAGCCCGCCAUCAUAUUCAUCGAUGAGAUUGAUGCUCUCUGUGGACCCCGUGGAGAAGGAGAAUCCGAGGCAUCUCGCCGUAUAAAAACCGAAUUACUUGUGCAAAUGGACGGUGUUGGCAAUGACACUAAAGGCGUAUUGAUCCUUGGUGCCACAAAUAUUCCAUGGCAACUAGACAUGGCUAUUCGACGACGAUUCCAGCGCAGAGUGCACAUCAGUUUACCUGACAUCGCCGCACGAAUGAAGAUGUUCAUGUUGAAUGUUGGCUCGACGCCAUGCGAACUGACACAGGCAGACUACCGGGCACUAGGCGAAAUGACGGAAGGGUAUUCUGGUAGCGAUAUCAGCAUUGCAGUGCAGGAUGCUUUAAUGCAACCUGUGAGGAAAAUCCAGUCUGCUACUCAUUAUAAGAAAGGUUAG